Messenger RNA from Mesorhabditis belari, 282 nucleotides. The record is from the annotation of a GenBank genome assembly. NCBI's taxonomy places the organism in Eukaryota, Metazoa, Nematoda, Chromadorea, Rhabditida, Rhabditidae.
AUGGCGCGCCGACCGCCGACCAACGUGAUCGUCAAGCACCGCCACCCGCCCCCAACGAUCGGCCUUUCCCUUGGCGUCGCGACCGCUCCUCGGCGCCAGGGAGCCGAGAGUGCAGAGAUAGCGCAUCAACAACCGGCGACUCUGACACGGGACACUAAAUAUCGUACUUUCCUUAGUCAACUCGCUGGCGCAAACUUGGCGUUUUGCCAGUUGCCCCUAAUUCGAUUGCCUCUCUCGGCCUCUUUGCUCCCUUUUCUCUCAAAUCGCGCGUUUGUAAAUAUG